AGCAACGACGACCCAAUGGCGGAGGAGAAAUACGGUUUUUUGGCCCAUGUCUUCUUUGGUAUCAUUUCAGUACUUGCAUUUGUUGGUAAUUUUUUGAUUUGUGUUGUCAUUCUACGAAAAAAACGACUCCUUACAAAGCAGUAUAAUAUUUUGAUCCUAAACUUAGCUGUGACCGACCUACUWACAGCUAUCUUCCUGGCAGCCACUCCAGACUUUGUCAUACCAGACCACCUCUUUCAUGUCCCUGUGAAUAUCGGAGGUGAACUGUUCUGCCGUCURAUUGGCUCAACCUAUGUAUUGUUUACAUUCGGAAAAGCUUCGACUUUGACUGUCAUGUGCAUGGCCGUGGAGCGCUGGUACGCAGUGGUUAAGCCAAUGAGAUACAAGGUUACAUUUCGUAAAACAAGGCUUGGAUUUUAUAUUUUCAUAGUGUGGUUGUUCAGCUGCUCGACUCAGAUAAACGAACUCUUUCAAGUCACCGCCCGCGAUARCCWUUGCAAGMGUACCACUCCACCGUAUGGGAUGGAGAUCUCCCAGAUUCUCACUCUGUUCCACAUCGCUAUGACGUUUUACAUUCCUAGCAUAGUCACGUGGAUGACGUUUACUGACGUAUGGAAGAGCAUGCGCAGAAGGAGGAAGAUUAAUGCUCACAAUGUUACUAACAGUUUUGGGGUGGCGAAAAGGCGCAUAGUGCGCAUGUGCGCCAUUACUGCGUUUCUUUUGACACUUUGUUGGUUUCCAGCGGAAACGUUUUUCAUCUUGUUGACAUUUAAAACUCUUAUCCUACCGCAUAGUUUCUACCAGUUUACAGUGAUUCUAGCCAUGUUCAACUCGUGUGUCAACCCAGUCAUCUACUGCUUAAGUAACAAAGAAUACCGAAGAGAUUUCCUCGAAAUGUUUUAUCACUGUGACCGAGUGGAGGUACUGGGGACUGCGAACCAAUGUAACCGGAAGUCGUUCAGUAUGCGCAGCUACCGSAAGUCGAUUGGUGGAGAAAGUUYAGAGACAUCAGUAGGCAUGCGCAGGAAUAGUGAAAGGACUGACUUAGCAACUCACAGGAAGUSUCGAACUGCUGUGGUGCUUAUGCCGUGUUUUCUAGAUGUUGAGRGAACUAAACAUGGCAUACCGACAAGCACCAAAAAACUAUGAAUUACAAAUGACGUCAUUCCCGUGCUCUGGUGGAAWUUUUAUCAGCUAAAUGGCUGACAAAUACUGUCUGUUUGUCUGUCAUUGUAGGCUGACAAUAAGAUUCAUAACAAUAUAAUCAUUCAGCUGAUUUAUACCCAGCAUUAGCCGAAUCCUCUUUGGUUUAUAGCACCAUUAACUAUGAUAGAACAAGAAGGGCAGUGUUUGCCUGUCACUGAAAAGUAAGAUUCAUGAGAUUCAUUCARCUGACUGAUAAACAGCAGUGGCGGAACCAGGAUUUUUCAAAGGGGGCUUCCGUUUCUUAAACUGUGUAUAAUUCUC
Molecule: messenger RNA, 1467 nt
Organism: Actinia tenebrosa (Australian red waratah sea anemone)
Lineage: Eukaryota; Metazoa; Cnidaria; Anthozoa; Actiniaria; Actiniidae
Product: QRFP-like peptide receptor
Biological process (GO): G protein-coupled receptor signaling pathway
Cellular component (GO): membrane
Molecular function (GO): G protein-coupled receptor activity
Source: RefSeq, a predicted model, not a curated record